This is a messenger RNA of Exaiptasia diaphana, 1759 nucleotides long. Its product is annotated as acid-sensing ion channel 2-like. Gene Ontology annotation, cellular component: membrane. Lineage: Eukaryota; Metazoa; Cnidaria; Anthozoa; Actiniaria; Aiptasiidae. Gene Ontology annotation, molecular function: ligand-gated sodium channel activity. The record is from RefSeq and is a predicted model, not a curated record. Bases 25 to 1545 code for a protein of 506 amino acids. Gene Ontology annotation, biological process: sodium ion transmembrane transport. The transcript has 7 exons.
ACGAAAAACACUUUUCUUGAAUAGAUGUCUAGUGUCGAAAGAAUGGACAUGUCGCACUCAAGAAAACCGAGCUUAAGGAGUUAUCUUCAAGAUUUCUCCGGUUACACUACUUUGCAUGGACUCUCUUUUGUCUUCGGAUCUGGUGGAAUAAUCCGUCGAGUUGUUUGGAUGCUUUUGGUACUAGGUGGUGUAGGUAUUUGUACAAAGCAAUUGAUAGUUAGUUUUCAGAAGUUACAAGAUCAUGAACAUGUCAUUAGCAAGGACAUUAUUCCUGAAAGCAAGCUGACUUUUCCCGCCGUCACCAUAUGUAACAUAAAUAUGAUGAAGAAGUCUCGCAUAAACGGUACAGAAGCGCAGGUCUUCAUUGACAAGCUGAACCCGUUCAAGACUUCCAAAGAGCUUUCCAAAAGACAAUUGAACGAUAGUUUUGAUAUUUCAAAAGCUGUCAAAGAGCACGGAUACAAAGUUAAAGAUUUGGUGAAAGUCUGUGUUUGGGACGGGAAGGAUGGAAACUCAUGCAACCCCCUUAAUAACUUUACCACUAGAUUUUCGUAUCUUUACGGGCAAUGUCAUACAUUCAAUUCUGGGCAACACGGACACCCUCUUCUGUCAUCCACUUCUAGCGAACUAGUGAAUGGGCUUAUACUACUAUUAGAGGUCAGGAAAGACGAGUAUUAUGGGUUAUCAAGCUAUUUUAAUGCAGGUGCUAGAGUAGUGGUCCACGAUCAAAUCGAACAGCCAAACAUAGAGCGUGAUGGAAUUGAUAUUAAGACACGUUCAAUGACAACCAUCAAAAUACAGCGUCAUGAGUAUAACCGCCUCAAACCUCCCUAUAAAUCAAAAUGUGGCAGCAAAAAACUAGAGACGUCCAAGGUAUACAGUCUAAGUACCUGUCUACUUGAAUGCAGCACACGAAAAGUCGUCAAAAAAUGCGGCUGCAAACUGUUUGGAAUGGCGAACCUUACAGAAUUCAGCCAAAUAAAAUACUGCAACCCAGACGAAAUGAUUUCAUGUGGAGUAUACACCAUGACCAAGAAAAAAUACCUGAGGACCCUGAGCAGCAUUUUGUCAACAUUGACGUUUGGUUACCGCCUGCCCAACAAUCCUCAAGAAUGUGGCUGCCCUCGGCCAUGUAAAGAGAUCAAAUACUCAACGCGAGUAAACGACGCCAACUUCCUUACCAGUGACGUGUUUCUCGAUGACGUAGCAGAUUCUAUAAGUGCCAUAACUAAAUAUGUUUCUAGAGUCUAUUUAAAAUUUCUUUUGGACAAGAAAAGGGAUACCGUGAUUCACUUAAGCGUUCAUUAUGAGGACCUGAAUAGAUACAUUACAACCGAAAGACCAUCUUAUGAUAUCAACCUGUUUGGUGCGGAUGUUGGCGGUUACAUUGGUUUGUUCUUGGGAUGCAGUGUUAUUACCAUUUUUGAGUUCAUCGAUCUUAUCAUUGUUUGUUGUCUUGGAAGAUGUCUACAGGCCAAAACGAAGGAACGCAAUACAAAUGAUGAUGAAGAACAACAUGAUGAAACUCAUUUAAAUGAGAUGUAAUUAGUUAUAUGUAACCAUAUCUAGAUAUUCAUUGAAAAAAUCAUUAACUUAAAUGAUCAAAAUUAUUCAUGAGCUUAAUUGACUGAUUGACAAUUUGAUUGAAUGAUGAACUGACUGAUUAUUUAAAACUAAGUUAACUUUAUAAUAACCACAUUUCUUAGUACGUAAUUUCGAGAAUGUGCAACAUUAAAGCUUAAUACAGCUAAACAGCUAA